Paramecium octaurelia is the source of this 387-nucleotide messenger RNA. Lineage: Eukaryota; Ciliophora; Oligohymenophorea; Peniculida; Parameciidae. The record is from the annotation of a GenBank genome assembly.
AUGAAGAAAUCAAAUAAACUUCUAAAUUACAUUUUCACAAAAAAUCUACUGGAUGUCAGUUGCAUCAAAUUAAAAGCUGUCGCAAUUGGAAAUAUAAAAUGUCUUGAGUUUGUUUUUAUGGAAAAUCAGAAUUGUCCGAAUCAAUUUUAUUAAGAAAACUGCCUUCAUUACAGACUCUUUUAAUUGCUCUUUAUUCCUCUCUUUUUAGCUGCUUCUGAGUUAAAAUUGCUUAAGAAAUAAAUUGAUCGUUUAUCAGUAGGUUUUGUAAAUAAUGAAAGAGUGAUUUUUGGUAGAGAUAGUUUUGAAGACCUAUUCAUAAGAUAUCAAAGAAUGGUAAUAAAUAAAAGUUUUUAGUCAUCUAAUUACCUAGACUCCCUAAUAAAAUGA